Messenger RNA from Scheffersomyces stipitis CBS 6054, 973 nucleotides. RefSeq names its product mitochondrial 54S ribosomal protein uL29m. Bases 1 to 900 code for a protein of 299 amino acids. Gene Ontology annotation, molecular function: structural constituent of ribosome. Gene Ontology annotation, cellular component: mitochondrial large ribosomal subunit; mitochondrial ribosome. Gene Ontology annotation, biological process: mitochondrial translation. The record is from RefSeq and is a predicted model, not a curated record. The transcript has a single exon. Lineage: Eukaryota; Fungi; Ascomycota; Pichiomycetes; Serinales; Debaryomycetaceae.
AUGUCGUUACGUGUAUCUAUGAGAGCAUUUCUGUUGCUGAGCCGUGUUUGUGCAAGAAGUGGCAGCAAGUUCUCGUUCGGCGAUUUGAGCAAAGUCAAGUUGAGAGCUCCUAUUAUACCUACCCAUAAGAAUUUUGAUGUUUCACCAGAUCACCCAUUGUGGGCCUUCUUCCCAGAGGGAAACAACACUGAAACGGCUCUUCGAUCCGGUGACGAACUCGACAUGAACUCACGUGAAUGGACGUUUGCCGAAUUGCGUCGUAAAUCGUUUGAAGACUUGCACAAGUUGUGGUACUUAACUUUGAAAGAAAGAAAUAUAUUAGCCAGAGAAGUCAGAUUGGCAGAGUCCUUGCGAUACUCUAGAACACAACAGCACGAUGCCCUUGAUGAGAAGUUGGUCACUGUGCAAAAGAGAAUCAAACAGGUCCUAUUGGAAAGACAGGUAGCCCAUGAGAGAGUGCAGACAUUCACACAACAGCAACAGCAGUACUUGACAGAGUUCGAGGAAAGAUACCUCAAUGCCAGCGAACACGAGAUAGUAUCAUUCAACGAAAAGUUGGUCAGAUUGCAAUACGCUUUCUUUGGUAUCGAACCACAGUUGCAGGAUUACGAUCUUGAGGACAUCAACAUCAAGUUUGUAGAAGGUUUGUCGUUUGUAGCCAACUUGAAAGUCAAAAGAUACUUGAAACAAAACCCAGCACAAGAACAAGAAUUUGAGUUGCCCUUGAACGGCGUUGUUGAAGAACUUCCAUUCUUGUUGCGUAACGUAACUGAAGCCAUCGAAGAAGUCAAGGCUUUGAGACAAUCGGGCGAGUCGGUGAAGUUGGACAAGAUCGACGUAUUCCCAUUCUUGAGACUGGCUCUUUCCAACGCCAUCGAACAGGAGGAGUUGGACCAAUAAGCUAUACAUAGUAACUAUCAUAAUUGUACAUAUUAAUCAUAACUAGAAGUUUAAAAUCUAUAAAGAAGAUUAU